Molecule: messenger RNA, 4646 nt
Organism: Patiria miniata (bat star)
Lineage: Eukaryota; Metazoa; Echinodermata; Asteroidea; Valvatida; Asterinidae
Gene: ighmbp2
Product: DNA-binding protein SMUBP-2-like
Exons: 14
Coding region: 128-3292 (1054 amino acids)
Molecular function (GO): DNA binding; ATP hydrolysis activity; RNA binding
Source: RefSeq, a predicted model, not a curated record
UUAUGGCUUCUUGGUGGCGCUGUUUAUUUGUAAAACAAGAUGGCUGCGCCCAUGUAGCAAAUUUUAAAACUCGCAUUAAAACUGUUUCACUCUUCAAUCAGAUUGUGAUGGCUUCUAAUUAAGGAACAUGGCUUUGAGAGAGUUUGUCAAGAAACAGACAGAGUUGCUGUCUCUUGAGAGAGAAGCUGAAAUUGCUGAAACAAGUGCGCUAGUGGAAAAUGUCCCCCUGAAGGAACUGCAGAGGCGUGGAGUGUGUCUGCUGAAGCUCCACCCAGCCAGCCAAUCAACAGGGCUGUACGGGAGGACAUUGGUAACCUUCGCACCGAAUAAAGGGCACGGGGAUGGCACACUGCCAACACAUAACAUCAGCUCAGGAGACAUUGUUGGUGUCAGCUCCUCCCAUGGGGGUGGAGCCUCGUCCACAGAUGAGCCAUCGGGCAUUGUUUCAAGAGUCACUCAGUCGUCAGUCACUGUCGCAUUUGAUCACAAGGACACCGAUGGUCCUGUCACCUUCGAGCACGAGGGACUGUACAGGUUGACAAAACUUGCCAACGAUGUCACCUACAGGAGGCUGAAAAGGGCCCUUUCAGAUCUGGAUUCUUACACCGCAGGCAGGGCCAGUCACCUGGUGGAUGUCUUGUUUGGGGAAGCGGACAUCAGCUCUCCGUUGCUGCCGACGAACCUGUCUCAAGAACCUGUGGCGUCGACAGAGCUGCAGUUUUUCAAUGAGAAUCUGGACCAAUCACAGCGGGAGGCUGUGACCUUUGCCCUCUGCCAGCGUGACAUAGCCGUCAUCCACGGACCCCCCGGCACGGGGAAGACAACGACUGUUGUGGAGAUCAUCCGGCAGGCUGUCAAGCACAAACUGAAGGUGUUAGCUUGUGCGCCAUCCAACGUUGCCGUAGACAAUCUGGUGGAGAGACUUGUGGCAGCUAAGGUGCGGGUCGUUCGCCUCGGUCACCCUGCCAGGCUCCUGCAUUCAAUCCAGAGGUACUCACUGGACGCUAUCCUGGCAUCUAGCGAAGAGGCGGGCAUCGUCCGAGAUGUGCGGAAGGAGAUUGAUCAGACGAGGACCCAGCUCUCCAAAUCAAAACAAGGUAGCGAGAAGCGCCGGCUUCGCGACGAAGCCAAGACCUUACGCAAAGAGCUCCGAGAACGGGAGCAGCACGCCAUCCGAGAGAUCCUGCAGAGAGCAGACGUCAUCCUGGCUACCAACACCGGGGCCUCGCCUUCCGGGCCCUUGGGUCAUCUGCCGAAGGACUUCUUUGACCUGGUGGUCAUCGACGAGUGCGCCCAGGCUCUGGAAGCUAGUUGUUGGAUACCGCUCCCAUUGGCUCCGCGCUGCAUCCUAGCCGGAGACCACCAGCAGCUGCCACCGACGAUUCUAUCAGACAAAGCUGCCACGGACGGACUCACGGUCUCUCUCAUGGAACGCGCCAUCCAGCUCCAUGAUGACAAAAUCACCCGCAUGCUAACCACCCAGUACCGCAUGAACAGCGCCAUCAUGCAGUGGAGCUCAGACGCUCUCUAUGACGGAAAGCUCACAGCCGAUGAUUCUGUUGCGAGACACCUCCUCAAAGAUCUUCAUGGAGUUGAUGAAACAGAAGACACCUGCCUACCAUUGCUACUCAUUGACACGGCAGGCUGCGGUCUGGAGGAACUAGACCUGGAGUCAGAGGUGUCUAAAGGCAACGAAGGGGAGGCGGACCUUGUCACUGUGCACGUUGAGCGGCUCCUCGCCAGCGGGGUACCAGCAUCGCAGGUCGCUGUGAUUGCACCCUACAAUUUGCAGGUUGAGCUGCUUCGAUUGCGUCUGAGUGGAAGGCAUCCCCAGCUGGAGAUCAAGUCAGUUGAUGGCUUCCAAGGGAGAGAGAAGGAAGCCGUGGUCAUCUCCUUAGUACGCUCAAACAACAAAGGGGAGGUUGGCUUCCUAGCUGAGGAUCGACGGAUCAACGUGGCGGUCACGCGAGCUCGCCGCCACGUUGCGGUCGUCUGCGACUCAGACACGGUCCGCCAUCAUGGCUUCCUGAGGAACCUUGUGGAGUACAUGGAGCGGAACGGGGAGGUCAGGAGUGCGUUUCAGUAUCAGGAUGAAAUAGAUGUGAGUAGCAGUGAUGUCCCUAGACCUGACUAUCUCAUGUUCCGCCAGAGCAAACCGUCUGUCAGGAAAGACAGGGGGGCUAAACCCAAGCAGUCUCGCCCCAAGGAGAGAUACCACAACAUCCCAGACGCUAAGACAAGGGAAGCGUCAGCAAAGAAGGAGGCUGAGCUCACAGAGCAAGUGCAGAGAUUUGCCGAGGAUCAAACGAGAGACCAUCUGGCUUUUCCCCCAACCCUGAACUCCCACGAUCGCUUAGUUGUUCAUCAGGUUGCCGAAACAUUGGGCCUGCACCAUUCCAGCACAGGGGAUGGUCAAGACAGACAUAUCACCGUCAGCAAACAGCCAAUCAGGACUGGCGUUCCAGAGUUGGAAACCAAUUCUCACAAUGCCCAGGAAAACGCCUCUGCAAGUGCUGCAGAGGAAAGGCUUGCCGAUAUACACAUCGAUACUGUCAUUGAGGAAAUGAGGACAGAAAACCCAAUGGAUGUCAUUGGUGCUACAAGCCUAGAGGAGGCAAACGUACUAUCCCAAGAUGCAGAAGGGAACUUUGAAGAUGACACCACCGACACACUGAACAAUGGAGUGAGAACCGAUGAGGAUCAAAACAGUCAGUUAGAUUCAAUAUCACCCAAGAAAACAGAACCUCAGAAAUCGAACACCACAUCUGGGGGGACGGGUGAGUUUUACAAGUGUCAAUUCUGCAAGAAGAAACUUCCUUCCGGAAGCGUCUUUCUCCACGAGAUCCACUGCGAGAAAAAGAUGGAAGAGAAGCGACGCCUACGGGAGGUCUCUAAGACGAAGAAGAAGAUGGACAAGACGAAGCAACGGAACGCCCUGGAGAACACCACUGAAGAGGAUUUUGAUAAACUGAUUGCCGUAGCAAUGGAGUCUGACAACCGUUGUAACUUUAUCCAGUGCAAGGAGAAGAUCACGCUGACGGGCGUGCACUGCGCGUUCUGCAACCGCCGCUACUGUUUCGGUCACAACAUGCCCGAGGUGCACGGCUGCGGCGAGAUGGCGCGGGCCCACGCCCGGAAAGUGGUGCACAGGGAGAAGGAGGUGAGGGCGGGGUCAGGGGUCAAGGAGAGGAAGGUGGACCCAACCCGCAGGGCACACCUGGAGAGGAAACUGGAGAAGAAACGGGGCGAGAUGGAGGAGAAGAGAACUAAGAAGUCGUCCAAGAAGAAGUGAAUCUUAGGUUGACUAAAGAAAUGGACUGGUGUGCAGUGUUGAAGUUGGGUCACUUGAGUCCGAGUCUCGAGUCACUUGGGUCAAAUCCGAGUCCAAAUCACAAAUCAUUUGAUUGAAGUCUGACUUAUGAUGGUCGAGGCUGAGUGCGCGUCUUUUGGUGAUGUGACUGGAGUCAUGUCCGAGUCACAGAAAUUGCAACUUGAAACGGACUCGAACCCGAGUCCUGGACUUGGGUCCUACAAGACUGCUGCUAUGGGAUAUGAACCUGGAUUAUGUAGUGCGAAUUGACGACUAUAAAAAAGAUAUAAUUUUAAAAAAAAUGAUUUGUUGGCAGACAAUUUUGAUAUUUAUUUUAAACUAUCAGGUUUUAAUGCCAAACUAACAUGUUCAAACUUGAUUGGAUUCAAUUGACAUAAAUGGGUUCAUGUAAAAAAAAAAUAGUUGUUAAGUAAAAAUCUUUAAACUGUUAAUUAGCAAGUUUCAUACCGGUAUUUUACUAUACAUACACUGGUUUUGAAAAGUCUUCCAAGGGAAAUCCGCUCAGCACAAACACUUCAAGGGUUCAAGAACUGUCUCAAGACGUUCUGUUCAAUUAUUAACUGCUUCCACCAAUUACGAGUCUUUGCUUCUGCAACUUACUUUGCCGUCAAGCGCUGUGAUACCUUAUGUGUCAGAGAGCUCUAAAAAUGCUUAUACAUGUACUUAUUAUUAUUAGCUUCCUCGAUUUCAUGAACCCACAAGAGUUUGAAAGUGUUUUUGUUGCUAUAAAAAGGACUCCUUCAACAAAAUCUAGUACAAGUAUUUCAUAAUUCGUGUGAAAAGUUGGUGUAAACUAAAAUGUAAGAGUUUAUUUCCAAAACGCGACAUACAUGUAUCCGAAUAAAAAAGUGACGAUGUUGCAAGGUUAUGAAACUUAAAAGAACAGCGGUCUUUAAACUUCCAUUUUUUGCCUUAUUGUAUUCCCGAGUUGCGUUUAAGUAGAUAACAGCCGUCAAAAUUGCCUUUGGGCAGCCAGGAGAUAAAAUGGAUCAAAGUGGCGUCACAUCGUGUUUUGGGAAUAAAAACUUCAAUUGUUGAAACUUUUGUAACAUGGCCAAACUUCUUGCGGGAUGAUAGCUGAACUGUUCAUAUUUUCUGGAGUCCGGUCACAAAUGUACAAUUCAACUACAUGUAUUGAUAAACAGAACAUAAACAACAUUCCUGAAAAAAUUGUUUGUCUCCAAAUGGUUGUUUUAUUUUUUUUUCAAAAUGCUGACUGUACACAUACCAAGACAACUACACAUUCAAUUUAUUUACAAAUUACUAGCAACUAACAAAAACAAACAACUUUAUAUUAAAAAAAAAAAAAAAAAAA